Molecule: messenger RNA, 1791 nt
Organism: Adineta ricciae
Lineage: Eukaryota; Metazoa; Rotifera; Eurotatoria; Adinetida; Adinetidae
Source: the annotation of a GenBank genome assembly
AUGGCGUCUCGACAACGACUAUCGGGUGAAAAUUUUAACUAUUUGGAAUCUUACAUUUUGAUCUGGCUUGGUGAAAACGCUCAAUUUACAGAAACUAUGCUUAAAAUUCAACCCGAAGUGCAAUCCAUUAUAAAUUGCCACAAAGUAUUUCACGAUAUCAUAAAGUGUUUGUCUUUUAUUCAAGACAUAAAAGACGAAGAAAUCAUAAUAGUUGCUGACGAUCAGCUAGGUACGCAGCUUCUACGAUUGGUGAACGAAUCACAUCAAAUCAAUACUGUUUAUAUUUGCUAUACUGACAACAUUCCGACGGUAGAGGAGUCCACAGUGCAUGAACAUACAAAAAUAAUUGUGACACCAAUAGCUGAUUUGGCGAAAAAACUAAGUGUUGAUCAUCAAGUACGACAAAAUUAUGAAGAUUCAAUGGCGUACAGCUUUGUUAACAAAUCACAAAGUUCUAUUAAUCCAAAUACACCAAAUUGUUCGUUUAUGGUAUUUGAAUUGCUGAUAGACAUUAUCCUAUUAGCACAACACACAGCCGCUAUGACUGAUAUAAUUAAUCUGUGUGCAGAUGAAUACAAAGACAAUGAAAUAGAAAAACGUCGUAUCGACGAAUUUCGAGAAAAGUAUACACCUGCCACGUCGAUUCAUUGGUACACAAGAGACAGUUUUGUGUACAGAAUAUUGAACAAAGCACUACGCGUACAGAACAUUGAUGUUCUGGUCGCAUUUCGUUUCAUAAUCAAAGACAUUCAUGAGCAACUCUCGAAACUACAGCAAGCGCAAAAUGCCAAUUCUAUCAAAGUUUACCGUGGUCAGUGUAUAAAACGUGCGCAAGUGCAAGAGAUGGAAUCAAAUAUCGGCGGCAUUAUUUCCUUUCAUCAUUUCUUGUCGACGACGCUCAGACGCUCGAAAGCGUUGGAAUUUAUUCCGGGCUCGUUAGCAGAUCCCAACUUAGUCUAUGUUCUACUGGAAAUCGAGUGCGAUCAAAGUCCGUCACUCUCAGUGCUACCAAAACCAUUCGCGAAUGUGAGCAAACUUAGUUCUAUGUUAUCCGAGAGAGAAGUUUUAUUCGCACUUGGCUCGCGUUUUCAAAUUUGUACAGUCGAUUAUAACGAAAAAGAUCAGCACUAUGUCAUCAAACUACAGCUUGUUACUAAUGAUCUACCGUUAUCUUCAGUGGAGAACUCAUCUCCGGAGUUGGACGAGCUGGAAAAGCAUACCAGAAUGUACAAGAGCGUAUUAGAAAAAUUGUCCAGCACGGAAUCCGAUGUUAUGAUUUAUAUUGUUGCUGGUAAUGGAGCGUGUCAACAAAAGAAUUUCCCAUUGGCUUUAAGAUAUCUCCACAAAGCUAUAUUAAUACAUUGCUCUAUUCAGUCCAGGAACGAUAGACUUACGGAUUUGAUCCUGGCUUACAUUUGUAGGAUAUACUGCGAACAAGACGAAUGUGAUUUCUUGGGUAGAUUUGCCACAGAAACUUUUGCUGAUGACAAACGCUUGCGCCACGUAUUGAACAUUGCAAAAUCCUUAACUGACUGGCACUCUGUUUUAGAAUCUUAUGUUGAACUGUUAGAGCGAGAACGGAGAUAUGUUCCUCAUGGAUUUACACCUCUUUCUGCACUUGGUCGGUAUCGAUAUAUGGAAGAUAUGAGGCUUUAUGAUAGCCAGCGUGAGCUCACCAUUUUACAUUACCAGAAAAUACUAUCAAUUUAUGGAAAAUCUGGAAUGAUGGAUCAGAAAGUAUAUUAUCAGCUAAGGAAGAAGCUGGACGAAUUACUACGUCAAGAGCCAUAA